GACGAAGCUGGAAGCAGUUCUAUUUGCAUACUACAGGAGGUGCAUGGGAAAUCUGCUUUGUGCGUUAGCAGGUGUCGUGUAACGCGGUCGCCUGCAUCUGUCAGUAUUCUUCAGACUGCUGUCAAGAAGUUAUAGUUCAUUAUAUUAAAAAAGGGCAGUCUGAAGCAAUGAGCUCUGAAUCGGGUCUAGUGUCGGUGGACUACGAAAUAUUCGGAGAUGUGCAAGGAGUAUUUUUCAGAAAGUACACUGAGGAGCAAGGUCGGAAAUUGAAGCUAGUGGGAUGGGUUAAAAACACUCCUCGUGAUACUGUAGUUGGGCAGGUUCAGGGGCCCAAGGAGAUUGUUGAGAUCAUGAAGAACUGGCUGCGCACAGUGGGAAGCCCAAUGUCUUCUAUUGACAAAGCUGUGUUCACUAAUGAGAAGCAGAUAACAUCUUUGGAGUUCACCAAUUUUACCACCAAGUACUGAAGAAAGCAGGCCCUCUAACUGUUGUACACAGAGAUGUUCUAGAGAUUUCUAAUAGUGCAUCUUUAUAAGUCUAAUUAACAGGUUGACUUAACUAAAUGUAUGCACAAUAUAACGUAACCCUCAAAAUGUUUUUCCUUUAAUGAAAGUGGUUGUUUUUAUUGUCUCUUGAUUUAUUUUUAAUAUUGUAGUGAUAUACUGUAUUUUCAGUUAAGCUAGAGUAGUCCAAGAAGAAAAAUAGUAAUGCAUUCUUAAUUUAGUUUUUUUAAGAGCCCUUAAUUGAUUACAUUAACAAAAACUGAAUGUGUUAUUAUUCUGUUCCUAAAAAUGAAAAAAUGUAGUUUACAGAAAUCUAUUUGUGUAUUGGCUAAACAAAACUAUAACUGGUAGAACUCUUACUUCAAAUAGAAAGCCUCUUAGUAAGUCAGAUAUGGACAGGAAUCUCCUGCAGUAUUAUUAAAAUUCAAUAACAUCAUCCCUCACAAAUCUGUGUUUCUGUUUUCAAGAUUAUAUUUGAUUCACUAGAUGAUUGAUCAUUUACAGUUCAAUGAAUAAAUCCAGUGUCCUCACCUGUACCUAACACAGUUCUACUUGUUGUUCUCAAUGUCUGUGAUGAUAAAAUGAGGCUGAAACUUAACCUUUCUGCAUUGCUUACCCCUUUUUUAUUAAAAACAUUAAUCAAAUAUUAAUACGAUAUAUUUAUAGUAGUAAAAAGUAAGCAUGCAUUUAUUAACUAAUUUAUUAACUAAAUUUUAUUCACCCAUCCAUUAAUUAUUUUCUGGUUUAACUUAAAAUCAGUUGUAUUAGCAGUAAUAACUUAUCUUGAUCCUAACAGCAGUCUGAAGCAGGAUGUUCAAGUCAAGUUCUAAAGUUUUUUUUUUUUUUUAAUAAUGACAGGAAAACAUAAAAGAAAAUGUGAUGGAUAGUAGAUAUUAUGUUAAAUGAUGUGAUUUAAUGUAUUACACCAUUAUUAUAUUAUAAAGCAAUUUUUCAGCCAAUUAAAAAAAUUAUGCCAUAUGACUUUAUUUAUUAGCAUUAAACACAUCUUUUUUUCUUACUACUGUAUUUGUAUUUUUCCUGAACAUAAAUUCAGUAUGUCCACUUUCUGUUCAGGGCUCUUCGACUAUUGUGUUUGGGUGCCAACAAUUUUAAUGCUUGAUCUUUCUUUUAAACUAUGGUAAAAGAUUAUCUGCUGUGACAACCCCUAACAGGAAAAUCAAAACAAGAAGAAGAAGGUCUUUCUUUUAAACCUGCAAUCAGGUACUGUUUACAACAGAUAUUCUCCUCUGAGAAUGUAUCUGAACUUUUUUGUUUUAACCUAUAAUGUUCUUUAGGAUUCUGUGUUUUAUUAAAAGUUGGAGGAUAAAUAAAUAUAUUCAUCUAGUCUUCUCA
This is a messenger RNA of Erpetoichthys calabaricus (reedfish), 1856 nucleotides long. RefSeq names its product acylphosphatase-2-like. The coding region runs from base 168 to 467 and encodes 99 amino acids. Lineage: Eukaryota; Metazoa; Chordata; Cladistia; Polypteriformes; Polypteridae. The record is from RefSeq and is a predicted model, not a curated record. The transcript has 4 exons. Gene Ontology annotation, molecular function: acylphosphatase activity.